AUGAUCUCGGUUACCGAGAAUCUCUUCCAUGCCCUUCGUCGAAUUCGGGCACAUCAGAUGUUUGCCGAAGAGGCUUUAUGGAUUGAUGCUAUAUGUAUCGAUCAGUCGUUCACAGAAGAACGCAAUCAUCAAGUACGGAUAAUGGGCAAGAUCUACACCGACUGUACGAACGGCCUGGUAUGGCUGGGAGACUUGGAGUCUAAUCUGAACGAUUCCGUGUUUGUCGAAGCUCACCGCGAAUGCUGGUCCUUCGCGGGUGACUUCAGUGACUACGAAAGACUGUGGGCUAGGCUUGUCAAAGUGUUAGGCAUCACACGUCGCGAGUCAGCCAGUGUCAAAAGAUGCACGUCCAAUGACGCUUUCAAGAGCGAAGAACGGAUUCUCGAAGUUUAG
Molecule: messenger RNA, 393 nt
Organism: Colletotrichum gloeosporioides
Lineage: Eukaryota; Fungi; Ascomycota; Sordariomycetes; Glomerellales; Glomerellaceae
Exons: 1
Coding region: 1-393 (130 amino acids)
Source: RefSeq, a predicted model, not a curated record